AUGCAGUGAAUAUUCUGCCUCGAAGAGCCAACGUUGAUAAGGUCAAUUUUAAUAAAUUAAGAGCCUUGAACUGUCCCGUAGCCAGAAUCAAUGCUUACCAUGCAAUGGGUGGUCGUGAAGCAUCUAAAGCUGAUGUUAAUACUGCAAAAGUUAAUGAAUUAAUUGGAGUAAUUCAAGAAAUUUUGUUCGAAGAAGGCAAAGGUCCUCCUUGUCUUUCAAGCGUGAUUCUUAUAGAAUUUGACAAUUAUUCUG
Messenger RNA from Racocetra fulgida, 252 nucleotides. The record is from the annotation of a GenBank genome assembly. Lineage: Eukaryota; Fungi; Glomeromycota; Glomeromycetes; Diversisporales; Gigasporaceae.